AUGUGGUCAAGAAAAAAACAUGUGGUCAACCUAACAAACUUUGUUAGCACAUGUGGUCAAAAAUGCGCGGGUAGUGGUAGAUGGUCAGGGAACCGGAUGCCAAAAAAGACAAGGUACUUUUGGAAAACCAGGAGAUUAGACCUUGCUUCUACGGCUAAAUUCUGCACCACUUGUCGUACCUUAGGUCACACAAGAUGGACAUGCACUUAUGGAAACCACUGCUUCCGUUGCAAUGAGAACUCCCACUCCACCGGUGGUCACUUUGCCUACAUGGAGGCACAAGAGGCCAAGGUAGCAAAGACCACCGGUUAUACACUCAUAUCAAAAAACAAAAAAAAGAGGAGGGUCCAGAUCCCUGGAUACCCACCAAAAAACUCACCAGCCAAUCAAGGCCAAACUAUUUCAACCAAUCAAGGGACUACUAAAAACUUACCAGCCGACCAAGGCCCAACUACUCCAGCCGAACAAGGCAAAACUACUUCAGCCGAACCUGGAAAGGUUCAAAACACAAGUGCAAUCACUGCCCCAACAGAACCUGUCUCCCAAGAUGGUGUUCAAACUCCCAGUGAAAACACUGACCCAUUUAAAACUGUUGUUACAAACUGGGUUCCAACCAUCAGGGAACACACUGAACCGGUCGUUGAAGGCCUUAACAAAAUAAACUACACCAACAACUCCACUGUCACCACACCAAAACCAGUAAAACCAUUGGAAAGUGUGUGGAUGAACGAAACCUCUAAGGAGGAUGAGGAGAUAACUAUCUUGGAAGAAAGAAAAGUCCCAAGAAUAAGAAAACCAGCACAAAACCCGGUAUCCAUGUCUUCUGAAGAAGAUGAUGAAAAUGAUGCUGAUUAUACUGAUGAAACCAUGGAUGAAGUUUCUGAACAAGAUUCAGAAGAUGAUAACAUGGAAACAGAAGACUACCAAGAUGGAAUUACUAAUGUUGAUGUACCAGAAGAAACAAUCAACCAAUUUAUUCAGAUUAAAAAUGAGAGUCAGUACUGA
This is a messenger RNA of Candida dubliniensis CD36, 1005 nucleotides long. Its product is annotated as putative retrotransposon protein. NCBI's taxonomy places the organism in Eukaryota, Fungi, Ascomycota, Pichiomycetes, Serinales, Debaryomycetaceae. The transcript has a single exon. The record is from RefSeq and is a predicted model, not a curated record. The coding region runs from base 1 to 1005 and encodes 334 amino acids.